AUGAAGGUACAAAAACAAAACAAGCAUCUAUCCAUAAACCUAGUAUUUGUAACCGGAAAUGCCAACAAAUUGAGGGAAGUGCAGUAUAUUCUAUCGCAAGGACAGCGGCCUAUUCAAAUCGAUUCUCAUGACCUCGAUAUUCCUGAAAUACAAGGCACCACUCAGGAGGUCGCAAGAGCCAAAUGUCAAAGAGCCGCUGAAUUAUUGGGAGGCCCAUGCAUCACUGAAGAUACUGCUCUUUGUUUCAAAGCCCUCAACGGGCUCCCAGGACCAUAUAUUAAAUAUUUCAUGAAAAGUAUUGGCCACGAUGGCCUAAACAGCAUGCUCGAUGGUUUUCCUACCAAAGAAGCCUGGGCUCUUUGCACGUUCGCCUACAGUUCCGGCCCUGAUGCUGAGCCUAUACUUUUUGAAGGGCGUACAGAGGGGAUGAUCGUUCCCGCUCGCGGUCCUGCUACAUUCGGCUGGGAUCCAGUCUUCCAGGCUGAAGACACGGGGAAAACGUACGCGGAGAUGACGAACGAGGAAAAGAACUUCAUUUCACAUCGUUAUCGCGCACUAGAUAAGCUUAGAAACUAUCUGGAAUCUCUUUGA
Serpula lacrymans var. lacrymans S7.9 is the source of this 591-nucleotide messenger RNA. RefSeq lists its product as uncharacterized. Gene Ontology annotation, biological process: nucleoside triphosphate catabolic process. The transcript has 5 exons. Gene Ontology annotation, molecular function: nucleoside triphosphate diphosphatase activity. NCBI's taxonomy places the organism in Eukaryota, Fungi, Basidiomycota, Agaricomycetes, Boletales, Serpulaceae. Gene Ontology annotation, cellular component: cytoplasm. Bases 1 to 591 code for a protein of 196 amino acids. The record is from RefSeq and is a predicted model, not a curated record.